Molecule: messenger RNA, 369 nt
Organism: Mesorhabditis belari
Lineage: Eukaryota; Metazoa; Nematoda; Chromadorea; Rhabditida; Rhabditidae
Source: the annotation of a GenBank genome assembly
AUGCAUAACCAAUUCAACCAGGAUUUCAACAUUAUGAUGUCGCCUCCAGCAGGACCUUAUGAUCAACACGCCGCCCCUGUACUCGUUGAAUCGGAACUUGCCCCCCGAUGGAAGAUGUGGUGGAGGUUGGACGAGACUAUGGGAGUGACGGAGUACAACGACUACACUUGGCUCACUGAAAUUCGUGUGCCAGAGCAUCGGAAGAUUCACUUUAUAAUCAGCUUCGGAAACCCUGAUGCUCCAGUUGGCACAUAUCAACUACAAAUUAAAGCUCAUUUGGACGCCAUCCCAGGUCAACCCAUGCCCAUGGUCUACGACUAUCGUCUCAGUUUCGAUUUGCCUCAGCAAGCGGACGUCACUGAUUCCGAA